Messenger RNA from Chaetomium fimeti, 912 nucleotides. RefSeq names its product CSL zinc finger-domain-containing protein. Lineage: Eukaryota; Fungi; Ascomycota; Sordariomycetes; Sordariales; Chaetomiaceae. The transcript has a single exon. The record is from RefSeq and is a predicted model, not a curated record. The coding region runs from base 56 to 766 and encodes 236 amino acids.
CAGCCAGCCCAGCACCCACCACCACCCACACCUCGCCAGGGGGGCACACUACACAAUGACCCCCUCCGACCCCAACAACCCAACCUACUACGAAAUCCUCAACCUCUCCCCCACCACCCUCACCACCCAAGAAGAAACCGGCGGCGAACCCGCCGCCGCAGCGCUCAUCAAACGAGCCUACCGGCGCGCGCUACUCAACCACCACCCGGACAAGAAAUCGUCACCCUCCCCCAACCCUCCACCCCCAUCAAACACAAACACAGACACAAACACACACAACACAACACACACCUACACAAUCGACCAAAUCUCCACCGCCUACGCAACCCUCUCCCGCCGGGCCCAGCGCCAAGCCUACGACACCUCCCUCCUUCUCCAGCGCCAAUCCCAAUCCCAAUCCGCAACAUCAGGAGGAGGAGGAGGCGGGGGUGCAGGGGCGGCAGCGUUCCAGACGGGCAUCGAGACGGUCGACCUGGACGAUCUGGAGUGUGAUGAGGAUGCGGACGGGGCCGGGAGCGAGACGCAGUGGUACCGGGGGUGUCGGUGCGGGAAUCCGAGGGGGUAUCAGUUCGCCGAGGCUGACUUGGAGGAUGCGGCUGAUUUGGGGGAGUUGAUGGUUGGGUGUGCGGACUGUAGUUUGUGGUUGAGGGUUUGUUUUGCGGUGGUCGAGGAGGAUGGUGACGAUGAUGUUGGGGUUCGGGAGGGUGGUAGUGGUAGCGGGACUAAGGGAGGAACAAGUGCCGGUGCUGGAGGUGGUCAAAGGUGAAAGCCACCGAGUUUACCUGAAUAAACCAGGUCGAGAUCAUGCAAGACAGUACAAUUCAUAUCCACGGCUGUAGCCAGCAAAGCAUGAGACGCCAAACAGGUCUAUUAUUGACGACGGGGUUUUAUUCUUGCCCAGGCGAUCCUCGC